AUGGUAGAUAUCAUUCCGGAUAUUGCUGUUAAAGCGGAAGGGAGAGGUGAUGUGACUGCAGAUUAUUUUCCUACAUUUCGUCAUUUCAUUAUUAUUGAUCGAGAUGGGGACAAUAAACCGUACAGAGGAGCCUGGAAAUAUUCAGAUGUGAUAAAAAUGGGUACUGAAGAAGAUCGAUUAAAAUUGGCCGACAUUGAACGACAGAUACGACCGGAUGAUCCAGUCAAUAUACAGUAUACCAGUGGUACUACCGGACAACCAAAAGGAGCUACCUUAACUCAUCACAAUGUUGUAAAUAAUGCAUAUUUCGUUGGGCGACGUGCUGGUUACAAUGAAAAGCGUACAAUAAUUUGUAUUCCGAAUCCAUUGUAUCAUUGUUUCGGUUGUGUUAUGGGUAGUUUGAGUGCAUGUGUUCAUUUGCAAACUUGCGUAUUUCCAGCGCCAUCCUUCGAUGCUCUAGCUGCUAUUCAAGCUAUACAUGAAGAAAAGUUAGUUUGA
Loa loa (African eye worm) is the source of this 498-nucleotide messenger RNA. RefSeq lists its product as hypothetical. Lineage: Eukaryota; Metazoa; Nematoda; Chromadorea; Rhabditida; Onchocercidae. Gene Ontology annotation, molecular function: medium-chain fatty acid-CoA ligase activity. The transcript is spliced from 4 exons. Gene Ontology annotation, biological process: fatty acid metabolic process. Bases 1 to 498 code for a protein of 165 amino acids. The record is from RefSeq and is a predicted model, not a curated record.